This is a messenger RNA of Sinocyclocheilus anshuiensis, 2512 nucleotides long. RefSeq names its product A disintegrin and metalloproteinase with thrombospondin motifs 3-like. Gene Ontology annotation, molecular function: metalloendopeptidase activity. NCBI's taxonomy places the organism in Eukaryota, Metazoa, Chordata, Actinopteri, Cypriniformes, Cyprinidae. The annotation marks the transcript as partial. The record is from RefSeq and is a predicted model, not a curated record. Gene Ontology annotation, cellular component: extracellular matrix. The transcript is spliced from 16 exons. Gene Ontology annotation, biological process: extracellular matrix organization; proteolysis.
GCCAGGUUAGAGCUCAGACAAGGCUCUGUCCAGCCAGCUCAACUCAACUUAUCCACCACAACUCUUCAGAGGGAUGUCUUUCCUAUAAGUUUACCAAACUGAGGCACUGACCCAAGUUCUACAACUUUAAAUUCUAUUAAUUACUCUUUGCUUACCUUUAAGCAGCCUUUAAAGUCUCUUGUUUGAGGAUAAGUAGUGCGCGACACUUUUAGAGAAGACGGGCGCGAAUUGAAACAUCCAAUUUUGGAUUAUAGUUUCUGUUUCUCGUCUUUAAAUUGAGAAAACCCGACUCGUGAUGGUUGUCCUGUCACUUAGGUUACUAAUGGUAGGAGUUAUAGUAAGUGUGACUUCAGCUCAUCUGGCUGGUGAAAGUGUAGAUAAAGAAGAUUCGUUGAAGAGCCGUCUGAAAGAAUAUGGCCUCAUUACUCCCAUCAGUACCGACGCAGAGGGACACUACCUCUCGCAUCUUCUUUCGGCCAGUCACAAGCAGCGUGUGAAGCGGGAGGUUUUGGAAGGGUCAACGCAAGCGGUAGACAGACUGUUCUUUAACAUCACUGUCUUUGGCAAGGAUUUCCACCUCCGACUACAUCCCAACCAAAGAUUAGUGGCUCCAGGAGCCAUGGUGGAAUGGCACGAUGAGAUAGAAAUAGCUGGGAAUGAGACUAAAAAUGGAACCCACUCAGAGAGAAUCCUCAGAAGGGAGUUGCUGAAAACAGACUGCACUUUUAUAGGGGACAUCACGGAUGUGCCUGGAACCUCUGUCGCCAUUAACAACUGUGACGGGCUGGCUGGUAUGAUUCGAACUGAUUCCGAUGAGUACUUCAUUGAGCCUCUGGAGCGAGGAACACAGGAACACGAGGACAGGGGAAGAGUGCAUGUGGUGUACCGAAGGUCUGCAGUAUUGAAAGCGCCUUCAGACAUCUCCUUGGAUUACCAGCCGAUUGAGCCUGAAUUGGAUGCGCCAAGGGUGCUGGAUAGUAUUGCUAAACAAGUCAACCGGACAGUCAGGAGACGGAGACACACUGGUGAUGAUGACUACAACAUUGAGGUGCUGCUUGGAGUAGAUGAUACUGUUGUCCGUUUCCAUGGGAAAGAGCAUGUGCAGAACUAUCUCCUCACCCUAAUGAACAUUGUGAAUGAGAUCUACCAUGAUGAAUCAUUGGGAGUGCACAUUAAUGUUGUGCUUGUGAGGAUGAUCAUGCUUGGAUAUGCUAAGUCCAUCAGUCUCAUUGAGGGUGGCAACCCUUCGCGAAGCCUGGAAAACGUGUGCCGCUGGGCAGUCAUCCAACAGAAAGAGGAUCCAGAGCACUCCGAGCAUCACGACCACGCCAUCUUCUUGACCCGGCAAGGCUUCGGCCCCACCGGCAUGCAAGGAUAUGCCCCUGUCACCGGGAUGUGCCACCCUGUCCGCAGCUGCACCCUCAAUCAUGAAGACGGCUUCUCUUCUGCCUUUGUUGUAGCCCAUGAGACAGGACAUGUGAUGGGAAUGGAGCAUGACGGUCAGGGCAACCGCUGCGGUGACGAAACAGCCAUGGGAAGUGUCAUGGCCCCUCUGGUGCAAGCAGCCUUCCACCGCUACCACUGGUCGAUGUGCAGUGGGCAAGAGCUGAAGAGAUACAUUAAUUCAUAUGACUGCCUGCUGGACGAUCCCUUCAAACAUGACUGGCCGCUGCUCCCUGAACUACCUGGCAUUAAUUACUCCAUGGAUGAGCAGUGUCGCUUUGAUUUUGGAGUUGGAUACAAAAUCUGUACUUCAUUUCGAACAUUUGAUCCAUGCAAGCAGCUGUGGUGCAGUCAUCCAGAUAACCCUUACUUCUGCAAGACCAAAAAAGGGCCUCCACUGGACGGGACUGAAUGUGCACCUGGGAAGUGGUGCUACAAAGGUCACUGCAUGUGGAAGAAUGCCAACCAAGUGAAGCAAGAUGGAGCCUGGAGUGCCUGGAGCAAGUAUGGCUCCUGCUCUCGCUCCUGUGGGACGGGUGUCCGCUUGAGAACCCGCCAGUGCAACAACCCUGCUCCAUCUAAUGGAGGUCAGGACUGUCCAGGGGUGAACUAUGAGUACCAGCUGUGUAACAUAGAUGAUUGCCCUAAACACUUUGAGGACUUCAGAGCUCAGCAAUGCCAACUUCGCAACUCCCACUUUGAAUACCAAAAUGCCAAACACCACUGGCUUCCCUACGAACACCCAGACGCCAACAAAAGAUGUCACCUUUAUUGCCAGUCAAAAGAAACAGUUGAAGUGGCUUACAUGAAGCAGCUGGUGCAUGAUGGGACAAGGUGCUCUUACAAAGACCCAUAUAGCAUCUGUGUGCGUGGAGAGUGUGUGAAAGUGGGCUGUGACAGGGAAAUUGGCUCCAAUAAGGUGGAGGAUAAGUGUGGUGUGUGUGGGGGUGACAACUCCCACUGCCGAACUGUAAAAGGAACCUUCACCCGUGUGCCUAAGAAAGCCGGAAAAAAGUUAAGCAAGAGAUCCCAAAAAGAAAUGUUGGAAAACACAACCUGCAAGUAUCUU